Messenger RNA from Aspergillus lentulus, 1401 nucleotides. The record is from RefSeq and is a predicted model, not a curated record. Lineage: Eukaryota; Fungi; Ascomycota; Eurotiomycetes; Eurotiales; Aspergillaceae.
AUGAAAAUUGCCAUCAUUGGUGCAGGCAUCUCCGGAUGCACCGCCUAUCUGCAGCUGAAGAAACACCUCCCUGGAUCCCACACAAUCACCAUCUACGAAUCUCACGAUACCAGCAAGGAUCGCAAAUUCGACGCGUCCAAGGGUAGCCAAGAGGAGGAUGCCACGCAUUCAUCUACUCUUAUUGUCGGCGGGGGUCUAGGUAUUGGACCUAAUGGCUUGCAUGUCCUCAAGCGUCUGGACGUGGAUCUCCUCCGCGACAUUGUCCGAGGUGGCUAUGUAGUUCCGCACGGAAAUCUGAAAAGCAAGCACGGACGUCUUCUCAUCCGUAUGGACAAUUCUGCUCCAGGUGCGGGAGAUGAGCCGCCGAUGCACAUGGUCGGCUGUAGUCGUGAAUGGCUAUGGCGGUGUCUGCGCGAGAGGAUCCCGGACGGGGAUAUAGUGACGAAGCGUGUGGAACGGGUCGUCGCCAGUUCUGAUGAUCGGAAUACCAUCUACUUUAAAGAUGGCAGCCCAGCUGUUGAAGCGGAUCUAGUUAUUGGUGCCGAUGGAAUCAAGAGUGUGGCUAAACGGGCUCUUUUCCCCGAGGCGGGGGAGGACCCGUUUCCUCCUCAUUAUGAAGGUGUCUGCGGUAUUGGUGGCUUCCUGCCGUCCAGCGAAGUCAAAGAUCUCGUGGAAAAAGGAUCGAUGAACUUCGUCUUCGGCGGCAAUGGCUUCUUUGGCUACUUCUUCAGCACCAGUUCUUCGACCGCUCCGCACCGGGACUCACCGCACCAUGUCUCUGAACCGGGUGAUCUUCUUGCCUGGUGGUCGACUUAUUCUGUCGAUGAAUGCCCCGAACCCAAAACACUGGACAUGGAUGAUGUCCUUCAGCAGCUGCAAAAGCGGCAUGAACACUGGGGAGACCCUGUCGUGCAGAAGGUUCUGAAGUCCGCGCGCGUGAAGAGCAUGUAUCCAACUUGGACAUCGCCGCAGCUGCCAACGUGGGAGCGAGACGGGGUAGUCUUGGUCGGGGAUGCGGCGCAUGCUCUUCCGUCGACUUCUGGCCAGGGAUCGUCCCAGGCACUGGAAGAUGUAGAGUCGUUCGCGAAAUUUCUGAGUUACUUCCUUGGCAAGGUGGAGGACAAUAGUGUCAAGGAGUGCAAGGACGCGGUUAAAUUAGCAGCAAAGCAGUACAUGGAUCUACGCCGGCCGCGGAUCCAGGCCAUCCUGGACGAUGCGAGAAAGAAGCAAAACAAAAAACGAGAUAUGGGAGUGAUCGAGGAGUAUCUAAUGUAUUCGAUAAUGCGGAUCAUGGGCUUCUUUCCGAGUGUGAUGAACAAUUCCACGCAGCAGGUCUUUUCAUACAAUAUUGCAGAGCACGUGGACCAAGUGCUCGCAGAGAUGGAUGCAUCUAGGCAUUGA